This is a messenger RNA of Gekko japonicus, 1691 nucleotides long. It is a transcript of the gene PELI1, whose product is annotated as pellino E3 ubiquitin protein ligase 1. Gene Ontology annotation, molecular function: ubiquitin protein ligase activity; protein binding. Lineage: Eukaryota; Metazoa; Chordata; Lepidosauria; Squamata; Gekkonidae. The coding region runs from base 63 to 1319 and encodes 418 amino acids. The transcript is spliced from 6 exons. Gene Ontology annotation, biological process: regulation of Toll signaling pathway; protein K48-linked ubiquitination. The record is from RefSeq and is a predicted model, not a curated record.
AAAGUGUGUCAAGGCUCUUGAUCAGAGAAGUGGAAAUUGAGAUAAAGGCACUAACUAGGCUCAUGUUUUCGCCUGAUCAAGAAAAUCAUCCAUCAAAAGCACCAGUGAAGUAUGGUGAACUGAUCGUCUUAGGGUACAAUGGCUCUCUUCCAAACGGAGACAGAGGAAGAAGAAAAAGCAGAUUUGCUUUAUUCAAAAGGCCCAAAGCCAACGGGGUGAAACCAAGCACCGUACAUAUUGCCUGUACGCCCCAGGCAGCGAAGGCAAUAAGUAACAAGGACCAGCAUAGUAUAUCCUACACCUUGUCUCGCGUCCAGACGGUGGUGGUUGAAUACACACAUGACAGCAAUACGGAUAUGUUUCAGAUUGGCCGAUCGACAGAAAGCCCGAUCGAUUUCGUCGUGACCGAUACUGUUCCCGGCAGCCAAAGCAAUUCAGAGACUCAGUCCGUGCAAAGCACCAUCUCGCGGUUCGCCUGCAGGAUCAUAUGCGAACGCAACCCUCCUUUCACGGCAAGGAUCUACGCCGCCGGAUUUGACUCCUCCAAGAACAUUUUUUUAGGGGAGAAAGCAGCUAAGUGGAAGACCUCCGAUGGGCAAAUGGACGGGCUGACCACGAACGGGGUCCUUGUUAUGCAUCCGCGGAACGGCUUCACGGAAGACUCCAAGCCAGGGGUGUGGAGGGAGAUCUCUGUCUGUGGGAAUGUGUUCAGCCUCCGCGAAACGAGAUCUGCCCAGCAGAGGGGCAAAAUGGUCGAAAACGAAACCAACCAGCUCCAAGACGGCUCCCUGAUCGACCUGUGUGGCGCGACCCUGCUGUGGCGUACGGCGGAGGGCCUCUCCCGCACCCCGACCGUGAAGCAUCUGGAGGCUCUGCGGCAGGAAAUCAACGCGGCCAGGCCCCAGUGCCCGGUGGGUUUCAACACGCUGGCCUUCCCCAGCAUGAAGAGGAAAGAUGUGGUCGACGAGAAGCAGCCCUGGGUUUACCUGAACUGUGGCCACGUCCACGGCUACCACAACUGGGGGAACAAGGAAGAGAGAGACGGGAAGGAUCGGGAAUGUCCAAUGUGCCGCUCGGUCGGCCCUUACGUGCCUCUCUGGCUGGGAUGCGAAGCUGGGUUUUACGUGGACGCGGGGCCUCCGACUCACGCGUUCAGCCCGUGCGGACACGUCUGCUCGGAAAAGACAACUGCCUAUUGGUCCCAAAUCCCUCUACCGCACGGGACCCACACGUUUCACGCAGCCUGUCCCUUCUGCGCACACCAGCUUUCCGGCGAGCAGGGCUACAUCAGACUUAUCUUCCAAGGACCUCUCGACUAACACACACGGCUCGCCCCGGGACAUCAUUCAAAAACUCGUAAAAACAUAAGCUAAAGGAUUCUGAAUUCAAACGGACUGUCAUCUGAAAUCGACUAUUGUUUCAUUCUCUGGGCUUUGGCAGUUUACUUUGAGAUGAAGAAUACCUUUUUCUUCCUUUUCUCCGCCUCCCCCCCCCCUUUUUGUAAUUUCGGUGAUUAAACUCCUUUGUAGAUAAUGGAAGACGUUUUUCUGUGUAGAAGGAAGCAGCAGAGGCGGACUGGGGAGCGCCCGGAAGUCGUCCUUGGCCGUCACUUCUUUUGUGUGUGACGGGGAAGAUUAAGAUUCUUUGCCUUCGGUGUAAUGUUUUGAAGAACAUGCCUUCAAUAUCUAAAA